GUUUAAAAGGCUACAAAACCCUCAGAACCAACGACUUCCCCUUAGCACAUAUCUUCUACUAGUAUAAAAUCUUUUCAUUUUCCUCCAACGAUGGCUGCCACUUCAGCCGCCAUUUUCACUCUCCCAAAGCUCCACAAAUCCUCCACAACCCCAAAACCCCUUUUUCCUCUUUCCCCAAAACCCACUCUUUCUUCUUUCUCGCUAGUUCCACUAAAGGUACAACUCUCACUGCGCAACGUACAACCCCUCAAAUGCGCCGCCACUCCCAGAAUCUCCGCCACAAUCUCUGUUGGUGAUACACUCCCCAAUUCAACACUUUCCUACUUCGAUUCAUCCGAUGAACUCAAAACCCUUUCAAUCUCAGACCUCACAAACGGGAAAAAAGUUGUCCUUUUAGCUGUCCCAGGUGCAUUUACACCAACAUGUUCACAAAAACACCUUCCUGGUUUCGUCGAAAAGUCGAAGGAGCUAAAGUCCAAAGGGGUUGACACAAUUGCUUGCAUUUCAGUCAAUGAUGCAUUUGUGAUGAAAUCUUGGAAGGAGAAUUUGAAGAUUAAUGAUGAAGUGUUGCUUUUGAGUGAUGGGAAUUUGGAGUUUACAAAGGCUAUUGGGUGCGAACUUGAUUUAAGUGAUAAACCGAUUGGAUUAGGUGUUAGGUCUAGAAGAUAUGCUAUGCUUGUGGAUGAUGGAGUUGUAAAGGUUUUGAAUUUGGAAGAAGGUGGUGCUUUUAAUGUUAGCAGUGCUGAAGAUAUUCUCAAGACCCUUUAGAGGUUUUAAUUUCCCUUUUUUCGCUCUUGUUUGUUUAUUUUUAGGGAAUGUUCAUGAUAAUCAUGGGGCUUAAUCUUGCUUUCUAAAUUUUUAUUACUAGUCUUGUGAUGAAUAAUUCGAAUGUCUUCUGAGAUUAUGAAGCUUAGUUUGGAUAGUUGUCUUUUCA
Molecule: messenger RNA, 934 nt
Organism: Nicotiana attenuata
Lineage: Eukaryota; Viridiplantae; Streptophyta; Magnoliopsida; Solanales; Solanaceae
Product: peroxiredoxin-2E-2, chloroplastic-like
Exons: 1
Coding region: 91-768 (225 amino acids)
Biological process (GO): cellular response to oxidative stress; cell redox homeostasis; hydrogen peroxide catabolic process
Cellular component (GO): cytoplasm
Molecular function (GO): thioredoxin peroxidase activity
Source: RefSeq, a predicted model, not a curated record